CUGAAGCUGGAUCUUCCAUAAAAGGUGAUUAUGGUGAUCUCAGUAGCAAUGGCGAUUCUGGAUGGAAGGAUGCUACACGAAAGAAAGCUGUUAUGAACUCGGCUAUAAGAAGGAAACCUUUAAGUGUUAGAAAUACAUCUCAAAAUUAUGUGGAAGAUCCUCAACAUUCCAAAGAAGAUGAUUGGCAUAUUGAAAUUGCUAUUCCCAAACCCCACCAUGUUUCUUUGGCAGAUUGUCAUGAUGAAGAAUCUGAGGGUAGUUCUGUCACCAAGAGAUUAGAAAGAAUGACAACUGUUACUAGUAUACAUGAUAUUGGUUAUGAAUUCGUUCCAAUGGAUGACAAACAAGAGUGUUCAUCUGUCUCCAAUCUUGUGACUGAUAACUUUAGGGCCAAAAUUGUUACUGUUUCUCCUGACCAUCUUGGGGAGGGAGGUUCUCAGAAGCCAAUGGGAAGAAAUCAGCGGUUUGCAUGUGAAAAGAUUACUUAUGAGGAGGAAGAAUUAUACUCUAAAAAAUUGCAGGAUCGGAGAAGUCUUGAUUCUACAGUUACUGAGUCUAGUGUUCCAAAUGGAUGUUGCUCACAGGUGGCAAAUGAAAUGGUUUGUGUUCGGAAACAACUAAUGGAGAUUGAAAACAAGCAGUCAAACUUAGUGGUUCUUCUCCAGGCAUUUUCAACUGGGAUAAUGGAUAGCUUGUCAAUGCUACAGUCAAAGGUGUUAAGUUUGGAGCAUGUAGUGGAGGGAAUAGCUCAAGACCUUGUGCAUGGUGGAAGGUAUUCUGAUCUGGUAACCUCCAAGCUCAUGAAGCAGAGCCAAGGUGUUUCUCCCAGACUGUCUACAUCAACUCCGAGGCCUUCCUUGGAUAUUUGUAACAGACAGCCUUCACUUUCAGUAAAAAGUUCUGAUAUUUGGGAGGAAAAAGUGCUUUGUAGGAGCAACUUAAGCAGUUCUGCUAAACAGAGUAAGGAGGUGUGGACGAAUCAUGCUCUAAAGAUUAGUAGAAAUCCUAUGGAAAAUGAUGUUCAGAAAAGCUCUGAACAGGGAAUUCAAAUCAUGGGUCAUGUAAGGAAAAAUGAAGUUACCCCCUCCUCUGCUUGUGUCUUGUUUUCAAGUACAAAUAGUAGACAAAGUAGGGCAGGCAGCAUGAAUAGCCUGUGGCAAAAUGUGAAAGGUUUUUUAUGUGAAGGGGACCUAGACUCUGCAUAUACAGAAGCUCUUUCUUCUGGUAAUGAACUUGUUCUGAUUGAGCUUCUUGAUAGAACUGGUCCAGUUGUAGAAAGUUUAUCCCACAAGACCAUCUGUGAUAUUCUCAGUAUUUUGGCAUCAUACAUACUUGAACAGAGAUAUAUGAACUCUAUAAUCCCUUGGUUGCAGCAGGUGGUUGAGUUGAGCACAACCCAUGGACCAAAUCACCUUGUUCUCUCCCCAGAUGCUAAAAGAGAAUUGUUAUUAGCAAUUCAAGAGGCUAUGAACAUGGAAUUUUCUAACCCUACCGAAAGAAGAUCAAUCACUCAACUGGCAAUGAAGUUACACCAAAUAUGGGGAAAAUGCUCCUGAUCAUCGGAUGGUCAAAAAGCAUGGCUCAAAAGGCUGCAGCAAGAGAUUAGCAUAGCACACAAGUGAAGCCUAACAGAGAGCAUAGUCUCAGUACAAGGGUUAGGCAUGAUUAUUAGCCUAAACUCUCAGCUCAUGUUUUGUAAUUUCAUUUUUAAGUCUCCUCAUCUUUUAUGAUGACAUUAUGUCCAAUCCUAUGUAAUGCCGUUUACAGAAUUUCAACGUUUGCAUUGAGCAAUCAUUUUGCCAUGCCAUCCAGUCACAUCUUGAGUCUAUUGAGCUUUUGGAAUGGCCGGACGGGAAAUAAAUUUGAUAGAAGUUC
Molecule: messenger RNA, 1875 nt
Organism: Rubroshorea leprosula
Lineage: Eukaryota; Viridiplantae; Streptophyta; Magnoliopsida; Malvales; Dipterocarpaceae
Source: the annotation of a GenBank genome assembly